CAGCUUCAGUUUAGUUUGGUUACUGUAGUUAAACGGAGGAAAAACCCACCGGGAAAGACCCUGAAGAACUAUUAAGUAUCUCUAACACAUCAGCAAUCGUGUUUGCCACGAAUGGCUUGGCGACAAUUCAAAGCCCACAUUACAGUACUGGUGAUGGCGUCUGUCGCACUCCGACAUCUUACCAGCCAGCAGUGUGGGACUGAUCUUCACUCAGUCUACCAAAUGAUGCUUCAAGGCCACACCUUUAAGACCUUGAAGACCCAACCAGGUACAACAGAAUGCAGACAGGCGUGCCGCGCUGAUAUCAGAUGCCAAAGCUUUAACGUCGUGUUCAAAGGGAUAUGUGAAUUAAAUAACAGAACUAAGGAGGCUAGACCGGACGAUUUUGUCAAAGACUUGGAAAGAUAUUACGUGAAAAGCUCAACAAGAGUCCCUUUAGGUUCCGUUCCUGGGCUGCCAGCCGAUUCGUGUAAAGAAAUCAAGGCGAGUGAGGGUGGACAAGCGGUCAGCGGUAAUUACUGGUUGGAUUCCCCCAGAACUGGAAAUUCUAUUUUAGCUCGCUGUGACAUGAAAACAGAGGUUGCAGACUAUUGCAUCAAGCAUAAGUGUCAGAACAGUGCAGCAUGUGUAAACAGGCAUGUGAAUUACACGUGUGCGUGCACCUCAUCAGGAUGGACUUUACCCUACUGUGAAAAAGAUAUCGACGAAUGUACGGAAGGAUCUCACGGUUGCCAUCGUGACGCCACUUGUCAGAAUACUGCAGGUUCGUAUAGGUGUACCUGCAACUCACAAUACAUUGGGGACGGACUGAAUUGCGAGCCUAAAGAAUGUAGCAACUACAAGACUUUAACUUCUGCUCGAAGAUUGAAAGGUUCUACGUCAACAAAACCACAUGUAUGCGACAAUUCACUGACUUGGGGCUGGUAUCGUAUUACUGGAGCCGCAGGUAGAAAAAUGCCCACUGCAUGUGUGCCUUUUAAAAGAUGUGGCGGCCAGAGACCAGGCUGGCUCAGUGGUGGUCAUCCCAACAAAGCUGAUGGCAGAGUGUCCAGGAAGGUCUGGUUUCGCUCGAGUGACAAUUGUUACAGAGUAUCGACGACUAUCACAGUUAGAAACUGCGGUUCGUUCUAUGUUUACUACUUAAAGGGUUUUUCACAUGGCUCAAACUGCCAUCGUUACUGUAGCUCUUACUAA
Pocillopora verrucosa is the source of this 1194-nucleotide messenger RNA. NCBI's taxonomy places the organism in Eukaryota, Metazoa, Cnidaria, Anthozoa, Scleractinia, Pocilloporidae. The record is from RefSeq and is a predicted model, not a curated record.